AUGGUUGCCAACGAAGAAGACUUCACGCCUUAUGACCCUAUUCGAUGCGCACACUACGCCCGUUUUGCUUCACAUCUUGACAGAUGGCAAUUCGAUCUCCUUUACUGGCUCCUCUUCGUCUUCAACUUGUUUAUUCUGUUUCUUGCAGCAUGGGGAUACACUCGGACAUUAGAUGCCGUUGCGGACCUGCCACCGACAGACUCAAAACGAAAACAGGCAAUUAGACGGUGUAUCUGGUUCAGUUUGGGAUGCGUGUGUGUCUCUUUGGUAACGGUCAUCAUGGAGGUUUUCACUUUGAUGGCCUUGCAGUUUUGCGACGGGGAAGAUCUCAUGUCACUUUACUGGUCGACUUUCACCAUGAUCCAGGUCGGAUCUCUCAUCGCCGUGUGCGGAGUCAUUCUGGCUUUGGUGCACUCUUUGAGACAACGCAGAAACCCACCUUGGGCUCUGGCUCUCGGCACACCGGUUCUCGUCAUCGCAGGCCUGUUCCACUACCUUCACGGCUGCAUCACUAGGAGGGUUAAGAGGGCCGCCAAUGCUAGGAAGAGGAAGAUGAGCGACGCCAACACGUUGCCAAUGAGCCAAGUAAACACCAUUCAAGCUGAAGCCUCUGAUGAGGACGAGGGUAUUCAGGGAGCCGAGAUUAUCGGGCUCACAAUGGACGGCGGCCCAAUCAUCCACUUCAAGGACGCCGUGCCAUACAGCAUGCCCGACUCGAGCGAGAUCAUUGGGCGCUGCUCCAACGACAAGCCUAUUGUUGUCUGCCGGCGCGAUGGCUUCCAGCUAAUCUACAACGGCACGGACUCGAGAGCGCCAUCCCCUAAUCCGGCUACCAAGCCUGGUGCCAGUGGUUGA
Messenger RNA from Colletotrichum siamense, 855 nucleotides. RefSeq lists its product as uncharacterized. Lineage: Eukaryota; Fungi; Ascomycota; Sordariomycetes; Glomerellales; Glomerellaceae. Bases 1 to 855 code for a protein of 284 amino acids. The record is from RefSeq and is a predicted model, not a curated record. The transcript has 4 exons.